Molecule: messenger RNA, 699 nt
Organism: Humulus lupulus (European hop)
Lineage: Eukaryota; Viridiplantae; Streptophyta; Magnoliopsida; Rosales; Cannabaceae
Exons: 1
Coding region: 1-699 (232 amino acids)
Source: RefSeq, a predicted model, not a curated record
AUGACUGCUAGCUGGCGUCGCUUGGGAGCCCUAACUGCUCAGUAUGAGAAGAAACUUGACAAGCAGCUUAAGGUGUUCGAGGAAAGACACGCUGAGGAGCUCAGGGCGGUUGAGACAAAAUAUAAUGAGCAACUCAAGGCAGCCAAAGGGAAAUACUCCGAGCAACUUGAGUCAGUUGAGAAUAAAAAUGCUAUCGUGCUCGAGGAGAAGACCACACUGGUCGAAGAGUUGAAACAACAUCAGACAACCUUGGCCAAGGUCAUCGAGACGAAAGAGAAGUACAAGGAGUCUUCUAAAAUUAACUACCAGGAAGCCUCUAAACUCCAAGAUGACCUGGUCAUUAGUAGAAAAGAGGCCGUGGGGUUAGAGGAGCGCGUCAAAGAGCUCGAGGAGACCAAUGCGAGCAACUUGGAGAGGUAUAAGGGUGCCACCUUCAAUUGCUUCUAUGUGUUCUGGAAGCAUAACCGCGAGGCAGACUUCAGCUAUCUCUCUGAACGCCUGAGGCAAUCUCAAAUAGAUAGGUGCCUUGCUCGCCUUGAAGAAGAGGAGAGAGCAAAAAUGCCAGCCUCCCCUGAAAUCUCCUUGGCUACGGGCAUUGAUGGUAUUGAAGAGGAAGUUGAGGCCUUUGUCGACCAGCAAACUCCUCAAAACCCUCCUACUUCAUAUUUUUUGUUGUUUUUACUUAAUUUUAAAUUGUAG